AUAAAUAAUAGAAUAUUCUAAAAAGUAUUAUAACCUCCGCCACUCCAAAAUCAGAAGAUUGCAAAGUAUUAAUAAAACGUGAAGACAAGUAAAAGUUUGUCAAAGCAGUGAAUCUUACACACAUUAAUUAGUGAAAAAACAAUGGACAGCAUUAAAUAAAUAAAUUCUGGUUAUCCGGUGAAUAACAGUAGGGGAGAGCGGGGACCACAUUCAGCACGCAACACUUUGAUGGAGCUGAGAAAUAUCACGUGAUUUUGUCAUUGUUUCCCACGGAUAGGUCCGGAAAGCAGUUUUCGAAAACACUAUGAAGAUGGAGACUCUGAAGCGGUGGAUGAGGGACUGGAAGUAUCCCACCUCUCUGUUAUGUAUCUACGGGUUCUGCAGCACAGUAAAGCCUUUAGAACCAUUUCUCAUUCCGUUCCUAACUGGACCUGACAAGAACCUAACCAUGGAGCAGGUAACCAGUCAGAUAUUUCCGGUGUGGACGUAUUCGUAUCUGACAGUGCUGGUUCCUGUCUUCCUCCUUACUGAUUGGCUGCGUUAUAAACCCAUCGUGGUCUUCCAGUGUGUAGCCCUGUUUAUCACCACGGCGAUGUUGCUGUGGUGUAAUGGCGUACCAGAAAUGCAGGCCGUGCAGUUUACAUAUGGAGUGGUGACGUCAUGCGACGUUGCUUACUUCACCUAUCUAUAUAGUAUUGUGGAUUUGAAGCACUACCUGAAAGCCACCUCAUAUUGCCGGACCGCCCAACUGUUGGGCUACCUCACUGGUUCAGUGUUGGGCCAGAUCCUAGUAUCUUUGGAACUGAUGUCCUAUAACCACAUUCUAGUGUUUACACUGGUUCUCACCGGUAUUGCUUUGAGCACUUCUGUUCUUCUCCCAAUGCCCAAAACAAGUAUGUUCUUUCACAAAAAGAGGAGUGCUAGUGAUGGUGAAGGACAUGCUGGCACAGAGGAGGAUGUUCAGAGUAAUGGCCAAAAAGAUGGCGCAGAGUUGGAUGGAUCCAAACCGCAGCAGCAAAUGCAGGAAGAUUCCAGUGAUUGUGAUAAUAGUAGCUCAAAGACAGGUGGCUGCGGUGAUGUACUGCUCCGGCUGUGGAGGGAUUUCCUGCAGUGUUUCUCCUCACGUACGCUGCUUAUCUGGUCAGCGUGGUGGGCGCUGGCUACCUGCGGCUACAACCAGACAGUGAACUACGUCCAGUCUCUGUGGGAGCACGUGGAGCCGUCUAGUAACUUCACGGUCUACAAUGGAGGAGUGGAGGCCCUCUCAAACCUGUUUGGGGCCGCGGCGGCGUACGGGAUCGGUUUUUCCUCUGCAGACUGGUCUCGCUGGGGUGAGGUGACUCUGGGCACGCUCUCAGCCCUGGAGGGCGGCGCUCUCUUCGCAAUGGUCUUCAGCGCCAACAUCUGGGUCUGCUACUGUGGCUACAUCAUCUUCAAGAGCCUGUACAUGCUGCUCAUCACCAUCGCCAUGUACCAGAUAGCAGCUGGGUUGAACAUGGAGCGCUACGCCCUUGUGUUCGGAGCCAACACCUUCUGUGCGCUGGUCCUCCAAACAAUCAUCACCUCAGUCGUGGUGGACAGCAGUGGGCUCGGGCUGGAUAUUGUCACACAGUUUACCAUCUACGGGACGUAUUUUUCUAUUAUCGCACUCAUUUUCUUCUUGAGUGGUUUGCAUACCACAAUGUGCCGAAAACCUGAGAAGGAAACACAGAGAGAGAAUCCAGAAGAAACGUUUAAGGUGGAAGAUGAUGCUCAAAUCAUCAUUGGAACAAAGUUCUGAACACAAGGAACAGUUU
This is a messenger RNA of Labeo rohita (rohu), 1796 nucleotides long. It is a transcript of the gene slc19a3a, whose product is annotated as solute carrier family 19 member 3a. The coding region runs from base 305 to 1780 and encodes 491 amino acids. The record is from RefSeq and is a predicted model, not a curated record. Gene Ontology annotation, cellular component: plasma membrane. The transcript has 7 exons. Lineage: Eukaryota; Metazoa; Chordata; Actinopteri; Cypriniformes; Cyprinidae. Gene Ontology annotation, biological process: transmembrane transport; vitamin transport. Gene Ontology annotation, molecular function: vitamin transmembrane transporter activity.